Metschnikowia bicuspidata var. bicuspidata NRRL YB-4993 is the source of this 595-nucleotide messenger RNA. RefSeq lists its product as uncharacterized. The transcript has a single exon. NCBI's taxonomy places the organism in Eukaryota, Fungi, Ascomycota, Pichiomycetes, Serinales, Metschnikowiaceae. The record is from RefSeq and is a predicted model, not a curated record. Bases 198 to 521 code for a protein of 107 amino acids.
CAGUCGGACCUGAAUGUGUGUUCUUGUGUUUUAGGCAAAUAUAGGUGUAAAUGUCUGCGUCCUUUCGAGCCGCGUUUUGUAAAACAUCACAAUGUAUAUAUAUAUCAUGAAGAUAUAAAAAGAAACUAAGUGUUUCGUGAUGUCUCGUUUUUCAUGCUCAAGAUGCAAAAUGGCAGCAGCUUUUAUCAGGGGUAGCGAUGGCAAUGUAUAAAAACAACGCCUUUAUUCGGCUUGAUAGGAAAGAGAAAGUACUCUGGGAAGACAAUUUCAGCUUCGGGUUCAGUCUCAAUCAGAUCUUCAGUCACAUUUUGCCAAGGUUAUUUGUAUAUUUGCUUUGCGCCAUAAUCUUUAUAUUAGCCAAAGGUGCGUGGAUCAUGAAUCAAUCACAUCUACUUAAGGAGAUCCUCAGAUCUUGUGAGCUUCGAUCACCCCAGCGAACGCAAAUAUUUGUUUGCUACAGAGGGAAUAUUUGCAUUCAUCAAGAAGAGUAUGGACAUCAUGGUCAUGGGUGUAAUCUCUGAAUGUUGUCCUUUUUUAGGGCUCCGACAUAAAUAAAUGAUCUACACGAAGCGGAUUCAGUUGCUUCGUCGUAUGU